AAGUUCAAGUUCAGACUUCAAAUCCCUUCUUUUUUACUUCUGCCAUUUUCAUUCAUUUGGUUGCAUCUUUCAAAACCCAUCCACGCGACCCGUUUCUCUUUCUUCAUCAAGCUUUGUUUUUGAUAGGUGCCCAACUUUGCUUAGGCAUUGGAUUUCAGGGAUUCAAAGCGAAAAUGCUUCCUCAGCGCAUGAAGAAAGCAAUCACUGAUAACCCUAAGAAGCUUGCCAACUUGAUUGACCUCAUCAACCUUCCAUCCACGCUCAGAGAAUUCGUGGGUCAGUCUCAGAUUUCUCGCUUGGGCUGUUUCAAGUGCGUUUGGUCCUACAUCAAAACCAAUAAUCUUCAGGAUCCGAACAACAAGAAUGUGGUCAACUGUGAUGAGAAGUUAAAAAGUAUUUUGUUGGGGAAACCUCAGGUUGACUUAGCAGAACUUCCUGCACUUAUCAAGAUGCAUUUUCCAAAAGAGCCCAAAUGAUGUGUGAUUAAAUUAAGAUGUCUGUCUUAUUGGAGAGCAUAGCCUUCCUCGAGAUGAGUCUCUGAAUUUAUUUCCUUUUUCACUUCCCCCUUCAAACUGUAAUGACAUAAGUGUAGGAACCUAGCUAUUGAACCUCCAAAUUGGCAGUUUUCUUUAUGCUGUAUGGAUGGAUUAAUCUUAUUACAUGUAAUCCAUCGUAAAAGGUCUUGUUUCACGGCAUGCUUUUGCCACUUUCUAAAUUUUGUAAUUAAGAAUUUUGUCUGUUAGAGUUUUGAUUUUGUAUGCAUAAAUACUAUGUUUUAUCAUUUAUAGCAAGUUAUUUUAUGAGUC
Cajanus cajan (pigeon pea) is the source of this 806-nucleotide messenger RNA. Its product is annotated as SWIB/MDM2 domain superfamily protein. The record is from RefSeq and is a predicted model, not a curated record. NCBI's taxonomy places the organism in Eukaryota, Viridiplantae, Streptophyta, Magnoliopsida, Fabales, Fabaceae.